GAUUUCGUCUGUUAUAUUUGGUAAAUAAAUACCUCCUAAGGUUAUGUACUUCUUAAGCUAAAGCUAGAUAUUGAAGUGAUUGAGUCCUGUUGAGUCCUAAAAGUUGUGAAAUUGCCACAAUCAUGAGUCUUACGGAUGAACUUUCGACAUCACCUGUAGAUGGACUGAACAUAUCGUGUGGAAAUGAGGAGGUGCAAGUCGUUGAAGCACCAGAGAAAAUAAAACUUCGUAGCUGGUUGAAUAAGAAUCUCCGAAUUGAAAUGUCUGAUGGACGAAUUCUAGUUGGUGCAUUUCUGUGUACAGAUCGUGAUUCAAACAUAAUUCUUAGUUCGUGUGCGGAAUUUCUCAAUAGCUCAUCGGAAGAGGCUCGCAUUCUUGGUUUGGUCAUGAUACCGGGUAGACAUAUAGUUAGUAUUCAUGUAGACAAUAGUUAUGAAACAAUGUAAAACUAGGUUUAAUUAUCAAUGCUUUUUUGUCUGGUUUCUUUGAAAAAAUUUGCCUGUUAUUUUUCGGAGUAAACGGCAAUGUUAUUUUAAAUUAUUUUGUCUGUGAUCUUUUGUCCUAAUGAAUUCAAUUAAAUUCAACUGUGUACCAAUCAA
This is a messenger RNA of Frankliniella occidentalis (western flower thrips), 599 nucleotides long. RefSeq names its product N-alpha-acetyltransferase 38, NatC auxiliary subunit (gene Sbat). Gene Ontology annotation, molecular function: RNA binding. NCBI's taxonomy places the organism in Eukaryota, Metazoa, Arthropoda, Insecta, Thysanoptera, Thripidae. The transcript has 3 exons. Gene Ontology annotation, cellular component: NatC complex. The record is from RefSeq and is a predicted model, not a curated record. The coding region runs from base 123 to 446 and encodes 107 amino acids.